Messenger RNA from Menidia menidia (Atlantic silverside), 2130 nucleotides. NCBI's taxonomy places the organism in Eukaryota, Metazoa, Chordata, Actinopteri, Atheriniformes, Atherinopsidae. The record is from the annotation of a GenBank genome assembly.
GGACGGGCGACUUUUCUGUCGGAGCUUUCAUCCAAACCUGCUCAGAAGCUGUCAAAGUACGGUUGGUAUGGCAACGUCAGACUGCAGAGGUUCCAUAUUCCGGAGGAGACCGCCGUGGCCCGCUGGCUGUUCUCAGUGACAAAGGGACACAGCUUUCACUGUGGACAGCACAACGUAACUAUCCACAUUCGGUGGGGCGCCCCUCCGGUCAUAAACCCGACAGGGUUGCUGUUUCCCAGCGCGGCUCUGUGGACCCCCUGUCUGUCUCUGACUCUGCCGGUAACCUCACAGAGCUCCACAACUUUCAACCUCACAGAUCCUGCUCCUGGCGACUGGUACGUCGCCGCCCAUUUGCCCGAGGAUGACGGCCGAAUAGAGCAGAAGGGUUUUCCGUCCUGCUCCUACUUCUUCCAGCCUCAGCUAUCAAUCAGGAGAGCGGUGGACACGCCUGUUUUGCAGAACGGCACAUUCCUAACACAGACCGCCGCCCCCGACAGGCCCGCACGACUUAGGCAAGAAGCGCUGUACGUUCCCGAGUUUUCCUCCUCGGUGACGGUGUCCGUGGCCGACUGCUCCUCGGGGGGGUCGCCAGGGAGCUGUUGGCUGCUGCUCAGGCUGGGCUCGGCGUCCCUGCAGCAGGGCGCCGUGACCGCCAACUGCUCGGGGGCCAGCUGCUCCGCGUCCCUGCUCAGACCCCCGUGGGACGCCUGGCUGCGAGUGGUGGUGGAGAGCAGCCAGGCCAACCGCACGGUGACGUUCAGCAUCGGCGCCAGCAGCGCAGUGGGCUGUAAACCCAAAAGCGUAGGCCUCAAAGCAGACGAUGACCUUAAGAAGAUCGGCGUCAAAGGCAGCCAGCCCGGCCCGAAGGCCGACGGCUCCGCGGUCACGGCCCCGGUCGCCACCGGCAACCAGUCGGCCGCCCCGGCAACAACGCCGGCGCCCCCGCCGGCCCCGGGCUGCGUGUGGUCCGUCCCCGUGCUGCGCGAGGAGGCGGACGUCCUGUCGCUCCGGUUCACGCCGGCGGGCGGGCCCAACGUCAGCGUGGCCCACACCCAGCCCACGCUGCUGGCCUACCCCCUGCCCCCGCACGCCACCGGCGGCACCCUCAACCUGCAGCUCACCCUGAACGCCACCAACGCGACUCUGGGGGACGGCAACACUGUGGUCGCCUGUUUCUCCCCCUGGGCUCCAGUCCUGGAACUCAACCACUCUCAACCCUGUCAGACAGCUCUGUUCGGAGGGUACGGCGCGGCCGUGAACGCCAGCGCCCCCAAAGCUGUGGUCAGGCUGCCUUUCCCUCAGUCCACAACCUGGUACCUCACCCUGCAGCUCACAUGCAACAGCAGUGGCUGUGGGAAUACGUCUGUGGUGCCGGUGGUCCCAGAGGUCUUCAUCAGUGCCUGUGUGGAGGACUGCGGGCCGUACGGCGAAUGCAGACUGCUGCGCUCCUACAGCUACCUGUACGCCGCCUGCGACUGCAAAGCCGGAUGGAAGGGCUGGGGCUGCACGGACGACUCGGCCGCCCAGUCGUACGGCCGCCAGCUGACGUCCACUCUGCUGCUCACGCUCAGCAACCUGUCUUUCCUGCCCGCCAUCGUGGUGGCCGUCAGGCGCCUCUUCAUCACAGAGGCCUCCGUCUACCUCUUCACCAUGUUCUUCUCCACGUUCUACCAUGCCUGUGACCAGCCGGGCGUCGCCGUCAUGUGCAUCAUGGAGUACGACACCCUGCAAUACUGCGACUUCCUGGGGUCCAUCUGCUCCAUCUGGGUCACCAUCCUGUGCAUGGCUCGGGUCAAAGACAUGGCCAAAUAUGUGUACCAGGGGGUCCGGCGGCGGCGCUGCUACCCGCCCUCGUGGCAGCGCUGGGUGCUCUACCUCAUCCCCGGCGCGCUGUGCGCCCUGGUGGGCGUGUGCCUGUACGUGUUCGCCGAGACGGAGGACAACUACUACUACACGCACUCGCUGUGGCACAUCCUGGUGGCCACCUGCGUGGUGUUCCUGCUGCCCCCCCGGGACAAGCAGCGCGAGUCGCUGGGCUGGAGCCGAGGCUGGAGCUGGAGCUGGACACCCCGGGUUUGUGGCUACACUCUCUGUCAGAGCAGCAAGGACGAGCUCUACACCGUCACAUAG